Messenger RNA from Apiotrichum porosum, 2607 nucleotides. RefSeq lists its product as uncharacterized. Gene Ontology annotation, biological process: transmembrane transport; carbohydrate transport. Gene Ontology annotation, cellular component: membrane. Bases 1 to 2607 code for a protein of 868 amino acids. Lineage: Eukaryota; Fungi; Basidiomycota; Tremellomycetes; Trichosporonales; Trichosporonaceae. The record is from RefSeq and is a predicted model, not a curated record. The transcript has 16 exons. Gene Ontology annotation, molecular function: carbohydrate:proton symporter activity.
AUGUCAACGACGACCUUGUCCAACGAAAACAACGAAAAGUCUGUGUUAGAGCCCUCUACCACAGACGGCGAGGACGAGAAGCCCGAGGUCGAGGUCGACGGCGGUCUGCGUGCCUGGCUUGUAGUUGCAGGCGCGUUCAUGACCGUCUUCUGCGGGUUCGGGUUAGCAGCUGCAGCUGGGGCAUUCCAGAGCUACUACCGCGCGACCUUGCUAAGCCAGGUUUCGUGGAUUACAUCAGCACAGAGUUUUGGCACUUUUGCACCGGCAAUCUUUACCGGCUCUCUCUUUGACAAGUAUGGACACCGCCCUCUUGUCGCUAUCGGGGGCACGUCACUUGCGCUCGGCUUCUUGCUUCUCAGCUUUAGCACCCGGUACUAUCAGAUCAUUCUCUGUCACGGAAGCCUGAUUGCAUGGGGCUGCAAUCUUUUGUUCAUUUCGCCCAUGUCCAUCGUCGGCCAGUGGUUCUUCAAGCGCCGCGGCUUGGCAUUCUGCGGGUCCUCCAUUGGGUCGAUUGUGUGGCCGUUGGUGAUCGCCAACUUGCCACCCAAGGUUGGCUUUGGCUGGACUUGCAGAGUGCUUGCCCUCAUUGCCAGCGUCUGUGGCGUUUUGUCGUUCUUCCUCAUGAAGACUCGUCUUCCCCCGAAGCCGAAGGGCAAGUUCUUGGAGUGGAGCGCGUUCAAGAAUGUGCAGUACACCCUCAUUGUGCUGUCCUUUUGGACAUGGACGUUCGGUUUCUUCGCGUUCCAGAUCUACAUUGGCACAUAUGGAAGCGUUUUAGCACUGGGCUCAUUCGUGCCCUACCUCUUGAUCAUUGCCAACGGAUCUUCCACCAUCGGUCGCCUUGGGGCUGGAAUUCUCGCUGACCGGAUUGGCGUGUACAACACAAUCGUUAUUGGAAACGCCAUUCUUGCCGUCAUGCUUUGGGUGUGGCUCGCUUGCAAAACACUUGGCUCUUGUGUCGCCCUCUGCGUGAUUGUCGGUAUUGCGUCUGGCGCAUUCGUCAGCCUGCAGAGCCCGGUGGCAAAUAAGACGUCGACUGAUCCGUUGAAAGCUGGCACUUUGCUUGGUCAAGCUGUCUACGUCGCCAACAACACUGCAGACAAGGUGUGGAAGGACCCUGGACUCCGGAAGUCCAUGAUCCACAUUUUGGUUCUGUACACCGCCGUGUUUGCUGUUGGCUACGAUGGCUCCCUUCUUAACGGCUUUCAAGCUCUUCCGGCUUGGAAGGAGCAGUUUGGCAACCCCACUGGCUACGCUCUCGGUCUUAUUGCUGCGUCCUACUAUUUGCCCAAAGUUGUAGUUCCUUUCCUCGUGGCACCCCUGUGCGACCGCUUUGGGCGCAAGUUGAUGCUUCUACCCGCGUCUCUCAUCAUGAUUGCUGGAACUUUGAUCGGUACCUUUGGCCACACGCGCGGAACCCUCAUCGGUUCGCGGGUCCUGCUUGGCACGGGUACCUCCAUGGCGCAGAUCACAGCAGGCGUACUCAUUACUGAGGUUGCGCACCCCCGCAUUCGCCACCUCUCUGGUUCAUUCUUCAUGUGCAUGUACUACGUUGGCUCCAUCUUGGCCUCGUGGCUUACUUUUGGCAUGGUCUAUGUGCACGGCAGCAGCUGGGCGUGGCGUGCACCCUCCCUCAUUCAAGGACUGGGCCCAGCAAUUCUCCUUCUUUCCGUCUUCGGACCCGAGUCGCCCCGCUGGCUUCUCAGUAAGGGAAGGCGAUCCGAGGCUCAUGCUAUCCUGGCAAAGUAUCAUGCCAACGGCCUCAUGGACGACGAGCUCGUGUUGUUCGAGUUGAGUGAGAUCGAAACCCAGAUCGCCUUCGACCGGUCGUUCAAGGACGCCUCGUGGUUUGACUGGUUCAAAACUCCUGUCAAUCGGACACGGUUUGGCAUCGUCUGCCUUGUCGCCUGCUCGGUAAACAUCUGCGGAAACGGCGUUGUCUCGUACUACCUUGUCGCCGUCCUACGCCAGGUCGGUAUCACGAGCUCCCCCGCCCAGGCUGGUAUCAAUGGUGCCAUGUCGGUGUGCAACUUUUUGUCAUCGAUCGUUGGCGCCUCCCUGGUCGAAAGGUUUGGGCGCCGUCCGCUGUUCCUUACCGCCUUGUCCGGCAUGCUUGCGUCCUUUGCCAUUAUCACCGGCCUUUCUGGCGGCUACGCUACCCAUCACCAGUCCGCCGUUGGUACUGCACUUGUCCCCUUCAUCUUCAUUUUCAUGAUGUUCUACUCGUCGGCUCUCACUCCCAUCCCAUACCUCUACAAUCCCGAAAUUCUCCCGACCUCACUCCGCGCCAAGGGCCUCAGUCUCCACACCAUCGUCACAGGUCUCUGUCUCGUAUUCAACAAUUUCGUCAACCCCAUCGCGCUCGCAGCUAUCCAGUGGAAGCUGUACAUUGUGUACGACGUCGUCCUGGUCGUCACACUUGCACUGUUCUACUUCUUUGUGCGGGAGACGCGGGGCCUCACCACGGAAGAGGCGGCCAUGGUUUAUGAGACGGAUGAGGUGAAGGCUGAGGCUCGUGUAUUGAUUGACAUUGGACGCCAGGAGGCUAAAGACGACGCAGCCGACGGUGGCAAGGGGUUCAUCGAGCAGAUUGAACGCAAGGUCUAA